AUGGAUAGACAAACCUGCAGCCACUAUGGUUGCUCUGAUCAACGACGAUCGACGACGACGGCUGCGGCAACGGUAGAUGACGAUCAGUCACGCGCGGGCCCAUCACAAUAUCGUCCAACUCGACACACCUCGUCUUCAGCAUCGCGAUCACGCUCCUACCCCAUCCACUCCCCCUCAGAAACCCCAUCACCAUCGCUCUACAAACAGGCCACCGACUACGCGCGCUCCCUGCAAUGGACCAAGGAAGAGACCGAUGAAUUCCUCCUCCAGAACCGCACCGUCGUCACCGCGGGCACCGCCUCGCUCGUCUCGACCGCCGCCUCGUUCCCGUUCGACUCGGUGAAAUCGCGCCUCCAAGUGCGCGACUACCCGUCGAUAUGGGCGUGCGCCAAGUCCGUCGUACGCGAAGAAGGCUUCCGCGGCUUCUUUCGCGGCGUCACCAUCCCUUUGAUCACCAUCUCGUUCGUACGCACCUCGUCCUUUUCCAUCUACUACAACACCAAGGCGGCGCUGCAUCGCAACGGCAUCUUUGACGACUCGUCGCGGUUGAUACACACGGCGCUGUCGGGCGCGGCGGGCGGCGCGACGAGCGGCAUCAUCAUCUCGUGCGGCUCGGCGCCGUUUGAGCUGGUCAAAGUGCAACGCCAGUUGGAGUACCUCAUCGCCGUGCAGAAGGGUUUGGUGAAGAAGAACACCUCGGCCAACGGAGGCGGGCGGACGUUUGUGCCUCAAUCGGGCUUCCAAGCCGCCGCAAACAUCUACAAGAACUUUGGCGGCAUCAAGGGCUUCUACAUGGGCUUUCCGUUGCAUAUGGCGAGAGACACCUUUGGUACUGCGCUCUACUUUGGCUUCUACGACUCGAUCCGCAAGCUCGUUACGCGCCACUCGACGUCGGAUUCGAUAUCCGGUCCGAGCCUGUACGGCAUCCCGGGACCCGUCGUUUCGUUCCUAUCCGGUUCGUCAGCAGGUAUCCUCUCAUGGAUGAUCCUCUACCCGGUGGACCUGAUCAAGACCAAGGUGCAGCGCGACGCCCUCGCCGGCAACCCCAAGCAGUUUACGGGCUGGCAGACGUUCAUGCACAUGAUCCGGGAGCGCCCGAUCGUCCAGGAGGAAGGCGGAAAGCAACGGAUACUGAAGACGGACACGUUCCUAGCGAGAUUCUUGCGGUUGUAUCGCGGACUGGGCGUUUCGGCGCUGCGCAGCUUCAUCUCUCACGGUCUCACCUGGACGUUGAUCGAGACCAUCUCGGGCAAAAUUACGGAGAGGACGGGUCAGUCGGUGUCGUAUGCGCCAGAUGCCAAGCAGGAAGAGUGA
Kalmanozyma brasiliensis GHG001 is the source of this 1314-nucleotide messenger RNA. RefSeq names its product Mitochondrial substrate/solute carrier. The transcript has a single exon. Gene Ontology annotation, molecular function: transmembrane transporter activity. Bases 1 to 1314 code for a protein of 437 amino acids. Lineage: Eukaryota; Fungi; Basidiomycota; Ustilaginomycetes; Ustilaginales. The record is from RefSeq and is a predicted model, not a curated record. Gene Ontology annotation, biological process: transport.